Molecule: messenger RNA, 1512 nt
Organism: Dentiscutata erythropus
Lineage: Eukaryota; Fungi; Glomeromycota; Glomeromycetes; Diversisporales; Gigasporaceae
Source: the annotation of a GenBank genome assembly
AUGGAAAAAAUCUCAUACAACAUUAAUUCAACUACCACCGUCAUAUCUUCACAACAUUUCAUUCGUGAAGACCAUAAUUCUCAAAACGAUGAAAAAAUAUCAUCAUUAGAACAAGGAUUUGGACCAGUAAAUUUUGAUUCUGAAAAAAAAAUUGAAACCGAACCAAAUUAUAAAGAAAAAUGUGAAGUUCAUCCUCAAUCUAUGACAGCCAUUUCAGAUUCAAACGAAAGUUACGCGACAGUGACGAAUGAUGAUCCGAAAAAUUGGCCAUCGACGAAAAAAUGGUGGAUCUUAUUUGUCGUUAUUGUUUCAGGGAUGCUGUCGCCUAUUGCUAGCACGAUUCUUUAUCCGGCAAUAAUAACGUUACGUCAAGAAUUAAAUACCACCGAAAUAGUUGUCAAUUCAUUAGUAUGGGCUGCAUACUCUGAUGAAUUCGCAACAAGACGUAAAGUGUACUUAGCCUCCAUUAUGUUAUUCAUCGUCUCAACCACAAUCUGUGCUGUUUCCAGAACCAUUUGGUUAUUGUUAAUAAUGCGUGCUAUUCAAGCCUGUGGCUCUUCUGCUGUAUUAUCUAUUGGCGCUGGAAUUAUAAGUGAUAUUUAUAUUUCAACUGAAAGAGGUCACGCAUACGGUUUAUUUUAUUUAGCUUAUUGGAUUGGCCCAUUUCUAGGUCCAAUGUGUGGUGGUUACCUUACCGAAUAUUUUGGUUGGAGAUGGAUGUUUUGGUUCUUAGCUAUAUACGGUGGUAUCGUAUUUUUAAUAAUUCUAUUUUUUUUACCCGAAACUUCUCGUACGGUUUCAUCUCCAACCAGUACCUCUCCCGCAAUUCGAUUUAAUCCAUUUGCUCCAUUAAAGUUAUUACGUUAUCCAAACGUAACUCUCGUAAUAAUAUACGUAAGUAUAAUAUCUUCUAUAAUUCAACUUCAAUACAUUAGCGUCCCUCGAAACUUUUCCCAACGAUACAAUCUAUCUUCGUCGACUAUUGGUCUAUUAUUUAUUGCACCGGCCGCUGGUUGUGCAUUUGGUAGUCUUUUAAGUGGGAAAUAUUCGGAUUUUAUUUUGCGUAAAAAGAAGGCUGAAAAUGGUGACUUUAGUUAUCCAGAAAUGAGAAUUCAAAGUGUUUGGGGUGGUGCAUUUUUAGUUCCAAGCUCAUACUUGGCUUAUGGUUGGUUAUUGGAAAACAAUUUUAACGUGAUAGUGUUGAUGAUAUUGUGGUUUCUUGGUUCACUAGGAACAUUGGUGGUUUUCAAUUCAAUGUCUAUAUAUUUGGUAGAUGCAUGCCCAACACGUAGCGCUUCAGCAAUCGCAUUAAAUAAUUGUAUUAGAUUUAUAGUAGCAGGAACUGUAGCAAUUUUAGAACCAUUGAUGGAAGAUGCUUUGGGUACAGGUGGGAUGUUCACUUUUAUGGUUUCUUUGGGCGUUAUUAGUACUUUUUUUGUAGUAGCAGUUUAUUUUAAAGGAAAAGAAUGGAGAGAAAAUAUGACAUCUAAUUUAGAGGUGGGAAAGUUUUAA